GGCUGCAGAAGUCCCCUUUAGACUCCACCUUCACUGAGAGAGGGGGGGAGAGAAACAGAGUUAGGGCACCAGCGUGCUGUAGCACUUUCAGAAGAGUUUCAUACGUGCCCCUGCUGCGCUCACAGCAUCUGCAGUGGACUCAGCCAGAGAACUCAGGAGUUCUCACUGCUGAGAGUGAAAAUGCCAGUGAAAGUCUCUAUGCAACUGGCAUGGCUCUGUGUUAUCACCUUGUCCUUGGCCAUCUACCCAGCGUGGCUGCAGAAGCCUCCCAAGAGGAGAACGACCAGCGGGAACACCCAGCCCAAACUGAUGGGCUGCUGCGAUGAGAUGAAAGACCUCAAGCUGCAGAUAGCCAACCUGAGCACCAUGCUGGGGGCGCUGAGCAAGAAGCAGGAAGACGACUGGGUGAAUGUGGUUAUGCAGGUGAUGGAGCUGGAAGGGAGCACCAAGCAGAUGGAGUCCCGGCUCAUCGAUGCCGAGAGCAAGUACUCCGAAAUUAACAGCCAGAUAGACAUCAUGCAGCUGCAGGCAGCCCAGACGGUCACACAAACCUCAGCUGAUGCUGUCUACGACUGCUCAUCCCUUUACCAGAAGAAUUACAGAAUCUCCGGUGUUUACAAGCUGCCUCCAGAUGAAUUCUUGGGGAGCCCUGACGUAGAGGUGUAUUGUGACAUGGAGACAGACGGUGGUGGCUGGACCAUCAUCCAGAGGCGCAAAGUUGGCCUGAUCUCUUUCAACAGAGAUUGGAAACAAUACAAGGAAGGAUUUGGCAAUAUCCGGGGAGAUUUCUGGCUAGGGAAUGAAAAUAUCUAUCGGCUCUCCAGACGCCCGACCCUGCUGCGAGUAGAGCUGGAGGACUGGGAAGGCAACAUCCGCUACGCACAAUAUAACCAGUUCACCCUGAGCAACGCGAUGAAUAGCUACCGCCUUUUCCUGGGGAACUACACCGGCAACACAGGGCAUGACUCCCUAAGGUACCACAACAACACAGCCUUCAGCACCAAGGACAAGGACAACGACAAGUGCGUGGAUGACUGUGCCGCGCUCCGUAAAGGUGGAUACUGGUACAGCUGCUGCACAGAUUCCAACCUGAAUGGGGUUUACUACCGCAAAGGGGAACACACCAAAAACAUGGAUGGAAUCACCUGGUACGGCUGGCACGGCUCAACCUACUCUCUGAAAAGAGUCGAGAUGAAGAUCCGCCCAGAGGAUUUCAAACCCUAGGGGGAAGCAACACUCAACUGGAAAGCUACGGUGACAUUGCUGCACUGAGGGGAAACAUCCUGGAAUCUCAUAACCAGCCACUGAAAUGGUUUAACUUCAUCUAGAAAGUGUGCAAACGCAAGGGCUACAUACACUGACUAUGCAUCACACAUUAGUUCUGAGGCAGACUCGGGAGAGAGGAAAGGUAUCAACAUUACUAUGGCUCAGCCCAGUUCUCUUCUCUCAAGGCACUCUCCCCCACAACAGGAUACAUACUAUGUUAGAAUAGGCACAUCCUGCAGGAGCAGCAUCUUCAGGAAGCAUAUGGUGUGGUUACACUAGCACUGGGAUUUACAGGGUUGCCUUAUUGUUUGACCAGUUAGAGUUUAGGAAAAAUUCAGCUUUUACCCUCCUUUUCGCCAUCUCUGCCGUGUUUAGAUUCAUUGAGGGUGAAUACAAAUCUUGCCAAGGAAGAGAGUUUCUACCAAGACCCAAGAAACAGAGGAACGGGGCUUUUAUUUCAAACCCUUCGAACACCUUAGAAAUAUCCACAAUGAGAUGUUCCUCUAGUGCAUGUUAAUUGGCCCAUUCUCCCCACGUAGGAAAAGCUAGGUUGAGACUUUAGGCAAUUGCAUGUUGCACCUGCUCUUUCCUGAAGUCUCAUCACCGCCUUCCAGCCACUAGUCACAGGAAAACACCCAUGUAAGACUGUACUCCCAGGGAGAGACCUCAAGUCCCAUCUGCUCUAGGCUACGUGGAGCUGGGAGAUCUAUACUAGAAAGCACAUGAGGGACUGGGAUGCAACUCUCUGAGCUACAAUGAACUGAUUUGCAACGUUACUAGUGUUCCUCUUGGAACACAGAAGGCCCAUUUUGUGCCACCUCAUCACACUAUCAGCAAGACCAGGAGCGAACAGGGAGCAAACAGCCAGAAGCCUUUUAACAUUGACACUGUAUUCCAAAACACAAGGGGUGGGGUGGAGGGCUUUUAAUGUUUAACUGGAAAAAGGCAGGUUAAUGGAAGUGCUAGUAAACAAGGGAUCAAAUAAUACUGAGAUGAUGUGUGGCUCUAAUACAGCAAAGGAUCCUGGAUAAUAUUACGCACUAAGAGAAGCAAUCUCGAGUGGUCUGUGUUGUCACUGGAACCCAAGUUGUAUUUAAAGCUUUAUUCCAUCGAAUCUCUAUUUUAUAAUGCUUGAUCCUGAACUUCCACCUGCUUUUAACUUUCUGUUUUUACUUAAAAGAGAAUCCAGAUGUGGGAAAUAUUUAACACUCUGCUUUAUGGUUUACAAGCAUAGGAUUAUUCACCUUGUAUCAGACCUCUGGUCCAUGAAGAAAGCUCUAUUGCCACCAGCUGUGACCAGUAUUCGAUGCUUUAGAGAAAGGCAAAAUACAGGCACCUAGUAAAUUUCGCCAUGCUGCCCACAUGUCAGGGGUGGGGUGGGAGAAAAGGACCAUGUUAUUCCUUUCAUUACAGUAUUGAACGUUCAAAGCAAUGCAUCUGGGAGCAGAGCUUUCACGGAAGCCAGGGAAUCCUCAAGUGCCAAGGGAAAUUAGAAACCUACAAAAAUCCUCCCUUGCUGGUGGGAUGCCAUACCCGGGAAUUUCCAGGUUUGUUUUGGAGGGUUAUUUUUUGUUAGCACUGCCUAAAGGUUCCACGUUGAAAACCAGCACAUUCCAUUUCCUUACCUAAGAGUGUCUUGAAAAAGAUUGUUAAAAAGGGCAGCCACACCGUUGCUUGAAUAUGUAGAAAAAGACAGUUAUAGUUAAUAUAUCUAUUUUUAUUCACUUUACAAAAACAAAGCUUGAGCCUAAUUUAAAAUUUUCUGUCUUCUGCGGAACGGGAGAUAAAGGUUUCCUGGGAAAUGCCUUAUAUAUGUUGACUAUUCAUACCGUACAUUGGAACAGC
Molecule: messenger RNA, 3111 nt
Organism: Mauremys mutica (yellowpond turtle)
Lineage: Eukaryota; Metazoa; Chordata; Testudines; Geoemydidae
Gene: ANGPTL7
Product: angiopoietin like 7
Exons: 5
Coding region: 181-1224 (347 amino acids)
Source: RefSeq, a predicted model, not a curated record